AUGAUUUCACAGGAACAGGGUGCCUUCGUGAAAGGGAGAUCAAUAGCAGAUAAUAUUGAGGUAGCUCAAGAGAUGAUUCAUCAUAUCAACAAGAAAGUCAGGGGAGGCAACCUCAUCCUCAAAUUGGACCUUGAAAAAGCUUAUGAUAGGCCGACGGGUUUCUUCAGAUCUUACAGAGGCCUGAGGCAAGGGGAUCCUCUCUCCCCGACCCUCUUCAUCAUUGCGAUGAAGUCUUUCUCAGUGAAUCUCAACCUAAUGCUCUCGAGCGGAGGAUGCCAACAGUUUUCCAUUCGUCGUAGUUGCCCCAGUCCGUCCCAUCUACUCUUCACCGACGACAUUCUUCUCUUCACCAACAGUAAAAAGGAAUCCCUCCUUCAGCUAAAUCAGCUUAUGCUUAUCUUCCAGACAGUUACAGGCCAAAAAAUCAGUCGUCAGAAGAGUCGAUUCAUAUGCUCAAGAGAUUUAAAGCCAGCCAUGAUUAGAACUACUGAAAGAACCCUCGAUUUUCAGAAAGUCAGGGACAAUCUCAUCUACUUGGGUGCCCCCCUAUGUAAAGGAAGAAUCAAAACUGCAGCCUUUCAAUUCUUGUUGGACAAAGUGGACAGGAAAACUUCAGGUUGGGCUGGAAGACUGAUUUCUCAAGCAGGCAGAUUAACGCUAUUCGUCAUGUUCUAA
Messenger RNA from Magnolia sinica, 675 nucleotides. RefSeq lists its product as uncharacterized. The transcript has 2 exons. Lineage: Eukaryota; Viridiplantae; Streptophyta; Magnoliopsida; Magnoliales; Magnoliaceae. The record is from RefSeq and is a predicted model, not a curated record. Bases 1 to 675 code for a protein of 224 amino acids.